AUGCUCAAUACUCAAGAGAAAGGUACCUGGGUUCAGCUGAAGCGCCAGCCUGCUCCACCCAGAGAAGUACACUUUGUGAGAACCAAUGGAGAGGAGCCCGAGCUGCUGGAACCUAUUCCCUAUGAGUUCCUGUGUAUGUACAACUCCACUUUUAUGUUUUACAUCUAUAGAUGGGCAGAGAAGUUAGAUCGGUUAACCAGCACAGCGACAAAAGAUCCAGAAGGAUUUGUUGGGCAUCCUGUAAAUGCUUUCAAGUUAAUGAAACGUCUGAACACUGAGUGGAGUGAGUUGGAGAAUCUGGUCCUUAAGGAUAUGUCAGAUGGGUUUAUCUCUAAUCUAACCAUUCAGAGACAAUACUUCCCUAAUGAUGAAGAUCAGGUUGGGGCAGCCAAAGCUCUGUUGCGUCUCCAGGACACCUACAAUUUGGAUACAGAUACCAUCUCAAAGGGUAAUCUUCCAGGAGUAAAAGACAAAUCUUUUCUAACGGCUGAGGACUGCUUUGAGUUGGGCAAAGUAGCCUAUACAGAAGCAGAUUAUUACCAUACAGAACUGUGGAUGGAACAAGCACUAAGGCAACUUGAUGAAGGCGAGGUUUCUACCAUAGAUAAAGUCUCUGUCCUAGACUAUUUGAGCUAUGCAGUAUACCAGCAGGGAGACCUGGAUAAGGCACUUUUGCUCACAAAGAAGCUUCUUGAUCUAGAUCCUGAACAUCAGAGAGCUAAUGGUAACUUAAAAUAUUUUGAGUAUAUAAUGGCUAAAGAAAAAGAUGUCAAUAAGUCUGCUUCAGAUGACCCGUCUGAUCAGAAAACCACACCAAAGAAAAAAGGGGUUGCUGUGGAUUACCUGCCAGAGAGACAGAAGUACGAAAUGCUGUGCCGUGGGGAGGGUAUCAAAAUGACUCCACGGAGACAAAAAAAACUCUUUUGCCGCUACCAUGAUGGAAACCGGAAUCCCAAAUUUAUUCUGGCUCCAGCCAAACAGGAGGAUGAGUGGGACAAGCCUCGCAUUGUUCGCUUCCAUGAUAUUAUUUCUGAUGCAGAAAUUGAAAUUGUCAAAGACCUAGCAAAACCAAGGCUGAGCCGAGCUACAGUACAUGACCCUGAGACUGGAAAAUUGACCACAGCACAGUACAGAGUAUCUAAGAGUGCCUGGCUCUCUGGCUAUGAAAACCCUGUGGUGUCUCGAAUUAAUAUGAGAAUACAAGAUCUAACUGGACUAGAUGUUUCCACAGCAGAGGAAUUACAGGUAGCAAAUUAUGGAGUUGGGGGACAGUACGAACCUCAUUUUGACUUUGCACGGAAAGAUGAGCCAGAUGCUUUCAAAGAGCUGGGGACAGGAAAUAGAAUUGCUACAUGGCUGUUUUAUAUGAGUGAUGUGUCUGCAGGAGGAGCCACUGUCUUUCCUGAAGUAGGAGCAAGUGUUUGGCCAAAAAAAGGAACUGCUGUUUUCUGGUAUAAUCUGUUUGCCAGUGGAGAAGGAGAUUAUAGUACACGGCAUGCAGCCUGUCCGGUGCUAGUCGGAAACAAAUGGGUAUCCAAUAAAUGGCUCCAUGAACGUGGACAAGAAUUUCGAAGGCCAUGCACCUUGUCAGAAUUGGAAUGACAAACAGGCUUCCCUUCUUCUCUUGUUGUACUCUAAUGUGUCUGAUACACACAUUUCCUAGUCUUAACUUCCAAGAGUUUACAAUUGACUAACACUCCAUGAUUGAUUCAGUCAUGAACCUCAUCCCAUGUUUCAUCUGUGGACAAUCACUUUGUGGGUUUUUUUCCUUUUAAAAGUAACACUAAAUCACAUUAUAAAACCUUAAAGUUCAGUUGGUAUCACAGAAGACAAGGCAGAGUUUAAAAUGAGGAAUUUUUGUGUUAAAGAACUCUUUGGUUGGAUAAAAAAUAUAAUUUAAGCAUCCAGUUUUAGUAUUUUACUACAUCUCGGUUGGUGGUAGGCUAGAAUGGGCCAUGUGAUAGGAAACACAUGCCUUACAGCAUAUAUCUAGGUAUUAUGUUUACCUAGCCUUACUCUGUUUAUUUUCUGGAUCUGCCUGAUAAUUUAGGACUCUAAUCUGGGUUCCCUACAAUGUUUACUCUUUCCAUACGAUAUUCUAAGUUGAUUUUUUU
This is a messenger RNA of Propithecus coquereli (Coquerel's sifaka), 2114 nucleotides long. RefSeq names its product prolyl 4-hydroxylase, alpha polypeptide I (gene P4HA1). The transcript is spliced from 13 exons. The record is from RefSeq and is a predicted model, not a curated record. Gene Ontology annotation, molecular function: procollagen-proline 4-dioxygenase activity; iron ion binding; L-ascorbic acid binding. Gene Ontology annotation, cellular component: endoplasmic reticulum. Gene Ontology annotation, biological process: peptidyl-proline hydroxylation to 4-hydroxy-L-proline. NCBI's taxonomy places the organism in Eukaryota, Metazoa, Chordata, Mammalia, Primates, Indriidae. The coding region runs from base 1 to 1602 and encodes 533 amino acids.